Mytilus trossulus (common blue mussel) is the source of this 6926-nucleotide messenger RNA. RefSeq names its product plexin-B3-like. Bases 238 to 5127 code for a protein of 1629 amino acids. NCBI's taxonomy places the organism in Eukaryota, Metazoa, Mollusca, Bivalvia, Mytilida, Mytilidae. The record is from RefSeq and is a predicted model, not a curated record. Gene Ontology annotation, cellular component: plasma membrane; semaphorin receptor complex. The transcript is spliced from 32 exons. Gene Ontology annotation, molecular function: semaphorin receptor activity; protein binding. Gene Ontology annotation, biological process: semaphorin-plexin signaling pathway involved in axon guidance; regulation of cell migration.
GAAGUAUUUCGCGUACAGUGUAUCUUACAUCCUUUCAUCAGGACAAUACUGGCGACGUGAUAAAACAUCGUUCUUGAUAUGGAAUUUAUCCGUAGAAAUUGUUCUCAUACAUAAAGGUUGAUUGUUGUUCCGUAGAUUCGAAAAUUUUGAUCAAUCUUACCUAGGACGAAGCAGCUCAAAUAAUACAAGUUCAAUGAACAUUCUAUCAUCUAGACGCUGAUUAAACAUCAUUUUAUCAUGGGAUUCAUACGGAAAUUAUCUUUUAGUCUAAUUCUGUACAUAAUCGUCACUGCAGUAGAAAGAACUUUGAGCCAAACCAGCAAUGAAAAUGAAAUUACUACAUUACGGCAAAUGAUCGUUUCAAAUGAAACGAUAUAUGUAGGAGGUGUUGGCGGUAUUGUGUCUUGUCAUAGAGAAAACAUGACGGAAAAGGCAUUUGCCAAUAUUAAUUCCAGCGUUUGGUUACUGUUAUAUGAUGAGGAAAAUGAAGAAAUUAUACAGUGUAACCAAAAUAAUAUGAACGUGAGCUAUUGUUCGAAACUGGAUAUAAAUUUGCAGAUUACUGGAAUCGAACGGAGCGAUAUGUUAGUCGAUAUACAAUACCCUCCGACCUACAGUAUGCUCGAUGUCAAAGAAGUAAACACAAGCAUUGUAGUAAUCGGUGCUAACUCUGCAAAAGUACUAAACACAUCGUAUGGAAUUUUGUCUCUUAACUUGACAGAUUUUACCUUGUUCAAUAUUGAACCAUACCGAAAAGGACCAAUGAAUAUUGAACGUGCGGAUGAAGAAAAUUCAACUCUUGUAUUCAAAUCAUCUUUUUAUCAUGCACCACAUGUUUACUUCUUCUUUCAAGUGCAUGUAAAUAACAAAUUUAAAUCUUCAAGAAUAGGCAAACUUUGUCUCAAUUACGAAAACAAAUACAAUAAAUCUGGAUACUACCAUUCCUAUGAAGAUAUGAAUAUUACGUGUAAACACAAUGGAAUGAACUUAACAGUAAUCGAAAAUGUCAUAGAUGAAGGUGAAUUUGUCAUAUUUCUUUUCCUUCAUAACAAUUCUAGUGUCAUCUGUGUACAUUCAUGGGUCGAUAUAGAAAAGGAUUAUAAUGUAUCUAGGAAGUUACAAUUAGUCUGUGGAACCCUUGCUAAGGAAGAUGGAGAAUAUUUCAAACCAGACAUUGAGCGUGGAACCUCUGAAAAUUGCUUUAAAAAUGAAACAUAUUGCGAUAAGGCAAUUGAUAUUUGUAAAGAACUCGAAGGCGACUUUUGUGAUAUGAAACAUUAUCAUACUCUAGUCAGUGGUAAAGGAAUUGACAACAUGGACAACGUCUACGACAUCGACAAAACAAUUACAGCCAUGGAUAUUCUUCAAACUAGUAAUUACUCUGUAUUAUAUUUUGGAACAGUAGAUGGUCUACUUGGCAGGGUCUAUUUACAACUUGGUGGAGAACAUGGAGAACAUGGAGAACAUGGAAACCUUACAACAAAGUUUGUGUCUGUAGCCAAUUCGAAGAUUAUUAAUAUCAAAAUUGAACAGGACAGUGUAUAUUUUAUAACCGAAAAGAAGAUAGGGAAACUGGAUAUCAACAAUUGUUCAAUACAAAAGGACUGUAUGUCAUGUAUGAAUUCCUUUAGUUCAUCAUGUGGAUGGGAUUAUGUUGAAAACAGGUGCAACUUAAAUAAUACAAAUUCAUCGAUGUGGAUUCCAUCAAAGGAAGGAAACUGCAUACGUUUCAGCGACAUACCUCAGCAUGUAAAGAUCGACACUAUGGACAUCACAAUCAUAAUGUUUCAAACAUUCCCUCGUAAACCAGUGGAUGGUAAUGAAAACGUCACAUGUAGAAUAACACGAAGUGAGGGAGGUGGUGAUGACAACGUCACAGAUAGAAGAGAUAGAAAACAGGGGGAUGUUAGCAUAAGCACUAAUGGCAGUUCGUUUUGUCAAAUUGACGUACAAAAUCUAACUACCGGUCGGUAUACAUUUGAAAUAAUGUAUAAGCAAGUUAUUAUGGGAAAUGCCACGAUUGAAUUUUACAAGUGCCAGGAUUUAGAAAUACUUGAGACAUGUAGAAAAUAUUAUGAUUAUUGUGAAAGUUUGGAUCCACUGAAAAUUGAGAUUUUCCCUUCAAGUGGACCAAUAAAUGGAGGGACGUUAAUAACGGUAUUUACGAAUAGCACAAUGAAUAUAGAAAAUGCAACUAUCUCCAUUGCUGAAGUCAAUUGCGAAGUGAAAGAAACAGCAAAUAAUUCAGUUACCUGUAUUACUGGAGAAGUAGCAAACUCAACAAUUGGCAAAAUAAAUAUAUCAGUUCGCAAAGAACCGAUCAAUUUAGAGAAUGAUACAUAUUUUACAUACAAGAAUCCAGAGAUCUACGACUUUUUACCUAGAAAGGGAAUCACAUCUGGAAACACCACCAUAACCAUAACAGGGCAAAACAUUACGUUUGAAGGACCAAACCGAUACAACAUAUCAUUGUGUGAAAAUGACUCAUGUAUAACAUGCAGGUUUUUUCAAAAUGAGCUGUAUAAACUAGAUUUGCAAGAUUCCACAAUAAUGUGCAAAACCGGGAAUUCAACAGGACCUAUCAACUUGACGGAACUGGUAGUUUUUAUCGAUACUAAUACAAAUUUUACACUAAAUGGAACAUUUCAGUAUUUGCCUGACCCAACAUUUGAAUUUGUGAAUGAAACUUUAAAUGCUUUAGAGAGUGGAGGAGCUAAAUUUACUAUUAAUGGUAAUGGUUUCAAUAACGUUGGACAGAUAACUGUUGAAAGAGUAGUCGAGCCUUGUAAAGUUCCUUCUGAUAACCAAGCUUUAUGCCAAAUCCCUGAAAAAGUACCAGAUCAACCAAAUAACCAAACUGUUAUUGUGAAUUUUGACGGAAUAGCACGUGCUUUUGAAAUUAAUUAUGUUGACGAUCCUUCUUUCGAAAGGUUCGAUGGUGUAGUUGAUUAUGACAAGGAAUCUCCAAUCACAAUUAAGGGUAAAAAUAUUUUAAAUGGCGCCCGAUUUGUAGAUUACAAAAUUCAAGUUGGUUUGGACGGAAAAUGCCUGGUAUCUAAAAUAUCAAUGGAAUUUAUCAUUUGUGUUCCACCGAAAAACGUUCCUCGAACAAAUAAAUCAGAAGUAAAUACAGUUCAUAUUAUUGUUGAGGUUGGUAGAAUAGAGGUGUAUAUAGGCGACAUACAGUACCAGGAAGACGUCAAAGUAUUAGCUAUUAUAGUCGGUGUUUUAGCUGCAGCUUUGGCUAUUGCUGUUACCAUUGGAAUACUUACUGUUUUUGUAUUAAAAAAGAAAAAAAGAAAAGCUAUCAAGGAAUUUAAAAUAGAACUUAUGACACGUGAAGAAAUGGUACGAAAAGCUAGCAGAGAAGAAUUCGCAGAUGCUCAGAUGACAAUGAAAAGUAUUAAAUCUGACCUUUUCACGUCAAAGGUACCCUUUUGUGACUACAAGACGUAUGUUCUUCGUCAGCUUUUUCCGAACCAGGAUAUAACAACAAAUCCCUUACUCCACGGUUUAAAGAUAUCGGAUGAAAAAAAAGACGUUACUGAAACUGCGAUUGACAAUUUUAAAAUGUUAUUGUCGAAUAAACUGUUUCUGAAGUCACUAGUCCAAACUAUUGAUCGCCCAAGUAUGCUGACAAUUCAAGAAAAAGCACAUUUUUCAUCCGUUCUGUCAAUUUCAUUGAUGGGAAAUAUGACACUCUUUUUCGAUUUGAUAGAAUGUUUGAUGGUAGACAUAAUUCGGUCAGCUAAUAAAAAGCAACAAAAAGUUUUAUUUAGAAGGUUUGAAUCUAUCACACUGAGAUUGAUGGCAAACUGGUUACAGAUAGGACUUUAUGGACAGUUAACGUCAAAUUGUGGAAUGCAACUGUUCAUGUUGUACAAAGCAGUAAAGACAAUUGUUGAAAUGGCACCAAUAGACGCACUUACAUCUAAUUCAAAGAACACUAUUGCAGAGGAAAAACUACUCAAAAUGAGGAUUGAGCAUCAAUCUUUUACUUUGCAAAUAGAUUUAAAUGGGAAUAGUGACAAGCGUUAUCCUGUGAAAGUUCUCGACUGUGAUACAAUAUCACAAGUGAAACAGAAAUGUUGUGCACAGGUUUAUAAAAAUAAACCUGCUUCGGAAAUACCAAACAAUGAUGAACUUUCUUUAGAGUGGCAAGAAGGGAGGGCUGGAAAACUUACACUCAAUGACAUUGACAACACAAGUGAACGAAACAAUGGAAUGGUAUGUCUGAAUACCUUAAAACAUUAUAUGGUUAAAGACAACAGUAGAAUGGUCCUGAUGUAUAAGCAACGUGACAGCCACACUGUCAACGUGAAUUCAAUAGCGUUUCGAGAUGAAAGUCUCGCGUCAGAGGAUAUUACUUUACUCAUGCCGGAAAAUGUAGAAUGUUCGGAACUAGAAGGCCAGAAAUGGCAUCUGUCAAACUUACCAGAUGGACAGUCUAAUAAAGAUGUAGAUUUUGGUGACAUCUUCCUGAAUAGAUUAUUUCUCACCAAGCUGCUACUUUCGGAGUGCAUAGAUACUACUUUUGAGAAUUUAAUAGAUCCACAAUCAUCUUCAAUACCAAUUCGAUACUUCAUCGGUAUGUUGGAUAAACUUGGAAAACAAUUUGGAGUAGAACAGGAUGUUCUGCAGUCAUGGAAAAAUGAAUGCUAUGCUACAAGAGUUUGGGCUCCACUGAUAGGUAAACCAGGUAUAUUGUUUGAUGUUAUUGUGCCUGCAUACGUGGAACCAUGUAUGGACAUUCUAAGACAAGUUUUUGUGGAAAGUUUUACCCAAACUGCCCACAAAAUCAACAAGGAAUCACCAUCACAGAAGUUAUUGUUCCAUAAAGACAUACCAAGAUACAGAAAGCUUAUUGGUCCUUUUUUCAUCCGCCUGGAACCAGUGACUGAUACUGAAUUCUGGAGUGAAAUGGACGAAAUCUCAGAUAAACAGAAACUAGAACUGAGGUUCAGUCGACAGUCUGCCCUUCAACAGCUGUAUAAUCUAUAUAUUAAGAAAUACAAGACUAAAAUUAUAAAUGAUUUGGAGGAUAUGGAAGAAGCGACAGACCUACAACUCGCAAGUAAACUUGAAGAAGUCAUAAAACUGAUGGAUGAAUCUUCUGCCUCUCGUUAAUUGGUGUACUUCUCGUUAUCACACAGACUGUAAAUAGAUACAGCUUAUUUUUCUUGUCUUUGAAUACGGAUACAAUCAAUACACGAGUUAUAACACAGAAAACAGCAAUGCAGCAAGAAGUUAUUACUCGCAUGGAAGACGUUGUGAAAUAUACAGGAGUAUUUCACAUAAUACUGUUAUUAUUUUAUGACAAUUGUUAUUUCUUUUAUAUUUAUUUGUUAAUGAAUUUACAAACACAAGUUGGGCAAUCCACUUGUAUAAUUGAUCUAAAACAAUGGACAAAGUCAUGUAUGAAUGGUCUGGAUAGGUGCAUUAAAUGGAGAACAAUGGGCUUACAACAAAAACAAUGUGAAAAGUUAUUUUGAAAUACAAAACAAACAAAGAAAUAAAAAAAACAUAUUUAACCUCCUGCUCAUUGUGUAUUUGAUGAGAGAGGUAUUAUUUUAUUCUAAUAAAGGACUUUGAUAAUUUACUCAAAUUAUUAAAAUAGUUUUUACAUCAAUUUUUCAAUUGAUAAAUAUUUGUAUUUAUUAUUUGUAUAUUAUACUAUGUGUACAGCACGUACAUUUAUACAUACUAUAUGUCUUGUAAAUAUUACGAAAGCGGCUUCUUGACCUAAACACUUUCUUAUCUAAAUAAAAUAGUUUUUUGACAUAUUAUCUGAAACUUGGUGUACUUUGCCUUUGCUAAAGUCACUCAAAAUUAUUUUCGUCUUGUCGAGGUUUUCGUUUGUACAUAAAACCACGGUCGUUUUGAGCAUGGUUCUUUGUUUUUUUUCUCCCUGGUGAUUAAAUAAGUUGCUUUUGUUUUUAUUUGAAUGCUAUGAAUUUUCCUUUUAUCAAUAUGUUCUUGCUUCUAUUAAAUAUAUCUUAAAAUGAUAGAACGUGCUGUUCCUCAACUCUUAUUUUCAACUAAAGAGCAAAGGAACAACUCAUACUACUGUCAUUGUAAUUAAAUACCGUUAUUAAUUUGAAAUAUUUUAGAAAUUUUGAUUUAUAAAAAUCAAAAUUUAAAAUCAUAGUAAAGACAGAUUAGUAAAGGGUGCAAUGUAAAAGGCGCGUGUGAAAUUUUUUGUGAUGACAUUUUGUUAUUUAACUUAUAACGUUGUUUUCGACAUCAUUUUUCAAAGUCGACAUGUUGUUUUUCGUUAGGGCAAAUGUCUUUACUGAAUGACACUUUGAAUUUUUUACCUUUUGCAAUUUACACUUACAGUGAUUUUUUAACUUUUAUUGUGUCAAGUACCCAGACCAUAUGAGUUUAUAUACGGACGCUGGAUUGGUUCAGGACAGAUGAACGAAAGAUAAAUGGACCCCCCCCCCCCCUUUCCCCCUUUUAUUAUUUUACUUCAUUAUAUUUUUUUAUCAUACAUUAUGCUUGCUUAUUUUUUAAAUAUUUUUGGUUUUAUGUUCUGAAAUCACUUUAUCUCGUGCACCCACCUGAAGGGUUGAGAAUUGGUCAAAUUUGACAGAUCAACCCUAACAGAUACGAUGUAUAUUACAGUGAAAUUUUCUAUAAGGAAUUUUGCAAAAUCCCUAAAGUUUUGGAAGUUUUGUAUAAUCUGAAUUUAUAGUUAUUGAAUUUAUAAAAUCCCAGAUUUGUUAAAAUUUUUGUACUAGAGAUGUUUAAGAUCACUAGAAUAAUUUUAAACUUUGGUCGAUGAUUCGCUGGUUUAAUUCAAGAAAUUAAGAAAAGACUUAUGAAUCUUAUUAAUGAGUUUAUAAAUUCCCGACAAUUUCAGGUAAAUUACAUAAUUCCAAUCAAUUUAGACUGUGAUAUCAUUACAAUAUCAGUCUUUUUUU